Physeter macrocephalus (sperm whale) is the source of this 4113-nucleotide messenger RNA. RefSeq names its product zinc finger FYVE-type containing 9 (gene ZFYVE9). Gene Ontology annotation, biological process: endosomal transport. Gene Ontology annotation, molecular function: metal ion binding. Lineage: Eukaryota; Metazoa; Chordata; Mammalia; Artiodactyla; Physeteridae. Gene Ontology annotation, cellular component: early endosome membrane. The record is from RefSeq and is a predicted model, not a curated record.
GGAUCCCCGCUCGCAGCACCUCGGUUGUCCCGCCGCAGCCUUGCGCCCCCAGCCCGGCUCAGCGGCGCUCCUGCGGGAUCCGCGUGGCUGCGGCGGCCCGGGAGCCCGAUGCGGCUCGGCGAGCGCUGGGCCUGAGCAGCAGCGGCAACCACAGCUCCCUCAGGAGUGGGAGGCUUCGCGGCGGCGCCUGGGGCCGGGCCGGUGCCCUCCGGAGGAGGCUGUCUGCUCAGGGACGACCCCCACGGCCAUGCUGAGGCGGCGGCGGCCGCUGCUCGAGCAUCAAACAGAGCAUACUGAAACAGCAGGACUGGCUGGUGGUGCAGCAAGCAUCAUGAGUAAGCACAGAGAAGUCUGUUCCUUAUCACGUGUGUAAGGGAAAAAAGAUUUAAACAAGUCUCUUGAGUGGUGUUUUCUCACCGAUGGAGAAUUACUUCCAAGCAGAAGCUUACAACCUGGACAAGGUGUUAGAUGAAUUUGAACAAAACGAAGAUGAAACCGUUUCUCCUAUUUUAUUGGAUACCAGGUGGAAUAAGAUUCUAGAUCCCCCUUCUCCCCGACUGUCAUUUAACCCUGCAUUGGCCAGUGUGAAUGAACCUACAGUUUCUGAGUCACAGCCACAACUGAAAGUCUUCUCCCUGGCUCAUUCAGCUCCUCUUAACACAGAGGGAGAGGACCAUUGUGCUAAUGGACAGGACUGUAGUCUGAAUCCAGAGAUCAACACAAUGUGGAUUGAUGAAAAUGCGGUUGCAGAAGACCAGUUAAUUAAGAGGAACUGUAAUCAAGAUGAUCAACGCAGUAUUGUCGAAGUGGGAGAGAAGAAAUGUGGAAACCUAGCUUGUCUGCCAGAUGAGAAGAGCGUUCUUGUUGUAGCCGUCAUGCAUAACUGUGAUAAAAGGACAUUACAAAGCGAUUUGCAGGAUUGUAAUAAUUAUAAUAGUCAAUCCCUCAUGGAUGCUUUUAGCUGUUCACUGGAUAACGAAAACAGACAAACUGAUCAAUUUAGUUUAAGUGUAAAUGGGUCCACUGAAAACGAUAUGAACUCAGAGAAACAAAUGGAUCCAUUGAGUAGACCAAAUGCAGAGGGGGAUUCUGUUAAAUACAUAUGUACUACUUCAUCUGAUAAUCUAGCCAGUGUCUGUUCCCCUUCACAGUUACAGGAUGAUGAAAAUAUAGAUAGAGACCCCACCAUGUCUGUCAUUACAAGUUUAACACCAGAUUCAGUAAUCUCAUCCCAGGGAACAGAUGAAGGUCCUGCUGUAAAGCAAGAGGACUCUACACCAGAUGAGGUUCUCACUGGCAAAACCAGCUCUCCUAGGACAGAUCUAGGGAGUCCAGACUCCUCUUCCCACUUGAGUGAGGGGAUUUUGAUGAAAAAAGAGCCAGCAGAGGAAAGAACAACUGAAGAAUCCAUCCAGUCUGGUUUACCUUUGCUUCUCAAAGCUGACAUGCCUAAUGGGUCUGGCAGGGAUGAUAACUGUGAACAGUUUUCAGAUUGCCUUGUGCCUGGUGAAGUUAGAGCUGAUGAAAAUGAAGGUUGUAAACAUGAAGAAAUUCUUGGCACUACAGAGCUUCUUAAUAUGACCGAGCAUUUCUCUGAAUCUCAGGAGAUCACUAAUUGGAAAUUGACUAAACCAAACAAGAUGAAUGACAGCCAAGUAAAUAAAGAAAAUGAGAAGUUUCUGCACAUGAAUCAGCCUGAAGAUACUUAUGAUGAUAGUGGAGGAGAGUGUGAUAGAAUGGCAGAAGCAGGUCUAGAUUUAAAACAAACUUGCAUGAAUGAAAGUGAAGGGUGCGAUUUCUCCACUGUUAUGGAUACACCAGCAGCAAAUUCACUAUCUAAUUGUUGUGAUUCCUAUGGAAUGCAGAGCCCAGUUGUUUGUUUUGUUCCAAAGACUUUACCUUCCAAAGAAGAUUCAGUAACAGAAGAAAAGGAAAUAGAGGAGAGCAAGUCAGAAUGCUACUCAAAUAUUUAUGAACAGAGAGGAAAUGAAGCCACAGAAGGGAGUGGACUACUUUUAAACAGCACUGGUGACCUAAUGAAGAAAAAUUACUUACACAAUUUCUGUAGCCAGGUUCCAUCAGUGCUUGGGCAGUCUUCACCCAAGAUAGUAGCAAACCUGCAAUCUAUCAGUGUUCCUUUUGGUGGUGCAAGGCCCAAGCAACCUUCCAAUCUUAAACUUCAAAUUCCAAAGCCAUUAUCAGACCAUUUACAAAAUGACCUUCCUGCAAACAAUGGAAAUAAUAUUAAAAACAAAAAUGAUGUUCUUGGGAGAGCAAAAUUAGGGGAAAACUCAGCAACCAAUGUAUGCAAUGCCUCUUUGGGAAAUAUCUCUAUUGCUGAUACAAAUGGGGAACAUUUAGAAAGUUAUGAGUCUGGGAUAUCCAGUAGACAGUGCGUUGCAUUACCUCCAGAAAGCCCAGAUAAUGAUCUCAGAGCUGGUCAGUUUGGAAUUUCUGCUAGAAAGCCAUUUACCACUCUGGGUGAAGUGGCUCCAGUGUGGGUACCAGAUUCUCAGGCUCCAAAUUGCAUGAAAUGUGAAGCCAGGUUUACAUUCACCAAAAGGAGGCAUCAUUGCAGAGCAUGUGGGAAGGUUUUCUGUGCUUCCUGCUGUAGCUUGAAAUGUAAACUGUUAUACAUGGAUAGAAAGGAAGCUAGAGUAUGUGUAAUCUGCCAUUCAGUGCUAAUGAAUGUGGCUCAGCCCAGAGAGCAGAGGCGAGUUUGGUUUGCUGAUGGGAUCUUGCCUAAUGGAGAAGUUGCUGAUGCAGCCAAAUUAACCAUGAAUGGAACUUCCUCUGCAGGAACCCUGGCUGUGUCACAUGACCCAGUCAAGCCAGUAACUACCAGUCCCCUAUCAGCAGAGACGGAUAUUUCUCUAUUCUCUGGAAGUAUAACUCAGGUUGGAAGUCCUGUUGGCAGUGCAAUGAACCUUAUUCCUGAAGAUGGCCUUCCUCCCAUUCUCAUCUCCACUGGUGUAAAAGGAGACUAUGCUGUAGAAGAGAAACCAUCACAGAUUUCAGUAAUGCAGCAAUUGGAGGAUGGUGGCCCUGACCCACUUGUAUUUGUUUUAAAUGCAAAUUUGUUGUCAAUGGUUAAAAUUGUAAAUUAUGUGAACAGGAAGUGCUGGUGUUUUACAACCAAGGGAAUGCAUGCAGUGGGUCAGUCUGAGAUAGUCAUUCUUCUACAGUGUCUACCGGAUGAAAAGUGCUUGCCGAAGGAUAUCUUUAACCAUUUUGUGCAGCUUUAUCGGGAUGCUCUGGCAGGGACUGUUGUAGGCAACUUGGGACAUUCCUUCUUCAGUCAAAGUUUCCUUGGCAGUAAAGAACAUGGCGGAUUUUUAUAUGUGACAUCUACUUACCAGUCACUGCAAGACCUAGUACUCCCUACCCCACCUUACUUGUUUGGGAUUCUCAUCCAGAAAUGGGAAACUCCUUGGGCUAAAGUGUUUCCCAUCCGACUAAUGUUGAGACUUGGAGCCGAAUAUCGACUUUAUCCUUGCCCACUGUUCAGUGUCAGAUUUCGGAAGCCAUUGUUUGGAGAGACGGGGCAUACCAUCAUGAAUCUUCUUGCAGACUUUAGAAAUUACCAGUAUACAUUGCCAGUAGUUCAAGGUUUGGUGGUUGAUAUGGAAGUUCGGAAAACCAGCAUCAAAAUUCCCAGCAACAGAUACAAUGAGAUGAUGAAAGCCAUGAACAAGUCCAAUGAGCAUGUCCUGGCAGGGGGUGCCUGCUUCAAUGAGAAGGCAGACUCUCAUCUCGUGUGUGUCCAGAAUGAUGAUGGCAACUAUCAGACCCAGGCUAUCAGUAUUCACAAUCAACCCAGAAAGGUGACUGGUGCCAGUUUCUUUGUGUUCAGUGGCGCUCUGAAAUCCUCUUCAGGAUAUCUUGCCAAGUCCAGUAUUGUGGAAGAUGGCGUUAUGGUCCAGAUCACUGCAGAGAACAUGGAUGCCUUGAGGCAGGCGCUGCGGGAUGAAGGACUUCACCGUCACCUGUGGCAAGGCAGAUGCCGAGGAUCCCCAGGAGCACAUCCACAUCCAGUGGGUGGAUGACGACAAGAAUGUCAACAAGGGGUAAAUGCGGUGACCUUCCCACCUUGUGGCAUUUCGUUAUGGGCUA